GGAGGCCGUAAUAUGCCCAGUGUACAGUAAUAUACUCGGCACAUAUCGACACAAGGCUUCACCCCAGCUUUACCCCGACUUUCCUCCCCACGGACUGCCGAAUGUUGCUUUGUUCUCCAAACAUGAUCUGGGCUAUUGAGACUAUGUGAGAGUGAUCAGCGCCUUGUUUCUGCCCAGACAACGCCGGCUAUGCGCCGCUCGGGAGGCGCUUUUUCCAGCAAGCCUCUGCCGUUCCGAGAGAGCUUGUCAGCGAUUUCGAGAGGCUUGUCAACUUUCGAGUAACAGAAGAUCAGCGUGAUAGCUUCAUGGCUUGAUAGCUUAAUAAAGCAGGGGGUUGGUGGCUUGACCCGGCCACAGCCAACAAUUGGGCGGACAGGGACACAGCAUGUUGUUCUUCCCGUCUUCUACUGUCGGCAUUUGAUCUGGCUGUGUGACGCGCUACUGGUUGCUACUGGUUGCAAUCAUGAUAUGCCAUGGCCAUCAACACACACUAUUUACCCCGGUCCCACGUCGCAUCACUACCUGUGGUAUCAUCCACAUCAUCCCGGUCCUAUACCGGUCCGACGCCGUAUUCGAUCAAUCCACUAUGCGGGGGAAUCUCACAUCGGUAUGUUCGUUCGGUUGAUCACCGUACUCAAGCAGCCAUCGUUUAACGCACACCCAUAUUCAUGGUAUUGUUUGGAGACCAGCCUCGGCCGCACCACCACUAGCUCUCGCCUGAUGCCCUGAGGUCUGAUCUUCCAGAUAAAAGGCAUGCCUACGCCUGACCUGCACUAGCCGACUCUCUCUUCUUAUCCUUUUCCAGGCCCUCCGUCUCUGUCGUUUCAUAGCAUCUCCCACCACCUUCUAUCUCGUUGUCCAGUCCCUCACUCGCUGCAGAUCACGACGAUCUUCGCCUGCUGCGUCUCCUCUUUUCACUGCUCCUGUCGGGUGUGAUACCAAGGCCUCUUUUCAAAAGGGAGAAGAUGGAUACCAAACAGACUGAGAAGGAGCGCACUCCUUCACCAGAAGAUGCCGUCCUCUCGACAUCUGACGAGAAGCCUACUGUCAUGACCGCGGAGAAUGUCUCUUCAGUGCAUGAUCCCGCUGCCCGUAACGACGUGACCAAACCUUACGACCCUAACCUUGCGCCGCGUUACAGCAAAAAGGACGAGGAUGCUGUCAUCAGGAAACUGGACUGGCAUUUGAUGCCUCUCAUCUUUGUCCUGUACUCCCUGUCUGUUUUGGACCGUUCGAAUCUGGGAAAUGCGCGUAUCUCAGGCAUGGAGGACGACAUUGACCUAAAGGGCAAACGGUACGAUUGGCUAGGCACAACGUUUUACAUUUCAUACAUUUUGUCGCAGUGGACGCAAAUAGGUUGGAAAGCAUUUCCACCUCACCGCUGGGUUGCAUUUGUCGUUUUUGGCUGGGGAGUCGUGUCCACUCUACAGGCGGCUUGCUCGUCGUGGGCUGGGGUUAUGGUGUGCCGAGUGUUUCUGGCCAUCUUCGAAGCGGCUUACGGUCCUGGUGUGCCCUUGUACCUUUCUUUCUUCUAUCCUCGGGAGAAACUGGGUCUGAGAACAGGCAUUUUCCUGUCCGGAAGCGCUGCAGCAAAUGCUUACGGGAGUGCUUUGGCGUACGGCAUCUCCCAAGCCAAGGCGUCCAUUGGACCCUGGCGAAUCCUGUUCAUUGUCGAAGGUGUCCCAACGUGUCUGCUUGCGAUUGUGGCUUGGUAUUGGUUACCUGACGAUCCGUACUGCUGCAAAUUCCUCACCGAGCGAGAAAAGGAGAUUGCCAUCGACUUGUCAUUGCGCCAGCCUGGCGACCGGACGGGAAAGAAAGGACUACAAUGGAAGCAAGUCUUGGGCGGGUUGAUGGAUUAUAAAUCUUACCUCCCGGCCCUCAUGUACUUCGGAUGCAACGUAUGCUUCGCGUCUCUUCCGCUGUUCGUACCCACAAUCAUCAGCGAAAUGGGGGCCUUCACCACGAUCCAAAGCAACGGCCUCUCGGCGCCGCCCUACGUGCUCUGUUUCCUCGCCAUCUGCGGCACAGCCUUCAUUUCCGACCGCGUCGGGUACCGCGGCCCAUUCGUCGCAGCACCCGCCCUCGUUGCGGCCGUCGGCUAUAUCAUUCUCGGAACGACGACGGCCGUAGGGCCACGAUAUUUCGGAUUGUUUCUUGCCGUAUUGAUCUUCGUCAGUGUCGCCAUGACAUUGACCUGGGUUGGCAACACGCAUGCCACGGACUCGAAACGGGCCGCGGGCCUCGCGAUCCUCGCCACAGGCGGCCAAUGCGGACCCGUGCUGGGCACCAACAUCUUUCCCAAGACCGAUGCCCCUUAUUACCGCAAGGGCAUGUGGGUUUCAUGUGGUGCGUGUCUGCUCGUCGUGGUCACGGCGUGUAUGCAGAUGGCGAUCUUGGCCCGGGAAAACCGCAAGCGAGAUCGCAAGUACGGUCGUGACAGAGAUACUGUCCAUCUCGAAAGGCCGAAUCGGUGGGGUGAAGAUAGGCAGUUUCGAUAUAUGGUGUAAUAGAAAGAAGAAGGUACCUACCAGCCUAUGGGUGAAGCGGGAGGGUUACGGGAAGCGUUAUGGGCUUACAAGGUUCUUGUAUCCGUCGGGGACCGGCCCAGUUCAAGCAUUUACGUACUGUACCUGGAUCAUUUGACAACCUG
This is a messenger RNA of Exophiala dermatitidis NIH/UT8656, 2653 nucleotides long. Its product is annotated as retrograde regulation protein 2. Gene Ontology annotation, cellular component: membrane. The transcript has 3 exons. Lineage: Eukaryota; Fungi; Ascomycota; Eurotiomycetes; Chaetothyriales; Herpotrichiellaceae. The coding region runs from base 966 to 2510 and encodes 514 amino acids. Gene Ontology annotation, biological process: transmembrane transport. Gene Ontology annotation, molecular function: transmembrane transporter activity. The record is from RefSeq and is a predicted model, not a curated record.